Messenger RNA from Chlorocebus sabaeus (green monkey), 3434 nucleotides. RefSeq lists its product as uncharacterized. The record is from RefSeq and is a predicted model, not a curated record. Lineage: Eukaryota; Metazoa; Chordata; Mammalia; Primates; Cercopithecidae.
AAGUAAGCAAACAUUUUCCUCUAAUUUAGAUUCUUUAAACAAAAGUUGCAAAUGAAUGUGGCCUUCAUCUAUUGUAAAAUUAAAAAUGGAGAUGGUCAACGGGUUACCACCAGUCUGUUUCUUGCACUGAUAAUUUUUCUAGACAUUAAAUCUCUCCAUCUGUUCCCAAUAGAAAAAGAAAGACAGGACCACCAGACUCUUCAGGGAAUCCAAGAGGAAGAAGGGAAGGAUUCCAGAAAUGGAGAGAAGCUGGACUCUAGGGAUGGAUCUGGGGAUGCUCCACAAAGAGCAGCUGUGGAGGAUGCAGAAGAGUUGGCUAGUGGGACAUUCCCACUGAGGAGCGUGGCAGGGGGAAUGUCUAAUAUUCACUAAGAAAAUGCUUGAAAUGUAACGUUUAAAUGAAGCUCCUCAAGUUUCCUUAAAAUACAAAUUCAUGACUCUCUCUUUCUCUCUCUCUUUCUCUCUCUGUCUUUGGUAUGUUAAAGUAAUCAAGGAAAGGGAUUUUGUUUUAUAACUGGGUUACACAGGGGAGAGACCAGAAUAGCUGAAAGCUGUGAGACAUGAAGAAAAUUCAAGAUUUAGGAGACAUGCAGAACAUCAGUGUCUAGGCAAAAUGGCAGACUGACCAACCCCCACACACUGAAUCCCUAGAGAUACUAGGACAGGGAUAUUGAGAAAAAUUUACCCUUAAAUUGUAAAGGACAAGGCAACUCAGCAUAUUGAAUGCCUUGCUGGCAAACAGGGGCUAAUAUUUGGGAUGCAUAUUGGGCAUAGAUACACAGAAAAUAAUUUAUCAGUGACAUUAAUAAUAUGACAUCUCUUUGUUGAGCAUGUACUGCUGUCUUAAUAUCACAAUUCUAAGGGGUCAACAUCCAGACUAAGCUUCUUAUUUGCGAGGCUACAUUUUUCUUAGAAAAAAUGCAUAUCUGAAAUGGAAUAUUGAUUUUUUUUCCUGGAUCAUACAUAAAGACCAUCAGAAAUUAAUUUUUGAUAAAACACUGCUAUACUCAUUAGAGACAUAUUUUAAUUAGAUUAAUUUUGCCUUAACAGUCCAUGAGAAGUUACAAGUAACUUGCAAUGAGACAUUAACAUGCAUCAUUCUUGAUAUAAGUAAAAAUUGAAAUGAUUAGAAGCAUACAAAUGUAAAGUAUGUUGCUGGUAUAUGCAAGCUCAAAAAACUUUUACCUGAUAGAAUUAGCAAGAGCAGCUAUGUUGAGCUUCUUUCAGUUAAAAGUCAUUUUUGGCUAUGUCUCUCUAAGGAUAGAAAUAUCACUGCUUUUGAUCUCAUUUAGAAUUCUGCUCACUUUUAGGAAAGUGGGGCUGUUUGGAAAUGGUCAGCCAUAUCCUUACUGAAUUUCCUAGGACUUGACUGCACCCAUUCUAGUUAGCAAGUAAGAUAUAAUUAUAUAUUGUAUUAUGACUUCUCAAAGAACUUAUAUUUUAAUUUUCCUUCUUUUAUGUUCAUUAUCUUCAUUUGGACUACUCCACGUGACAAAAGCAGUUAUUUUUCUUCUAUCCCCUAAACUGGACCACAUAAAUGCUCUUAGUUCCAAAUCAUAUUCUUUAAGAAACAAGUGUUCACUGAAUGAUUUACUGCUUUAUGUAAUAGGUACUAUACAAGAUACAUGAGGCCCCCCACACCCUGAAAACAGAUGUUUCUUCCUGGAGCUUGCAAAAUAGGAGAGAAACUUUUAAUUUACCCUUUCUCAGUAAACCGUUAUACAAAACAGAAGUGAAAUUGUGGAUCCAUUGAACUCAAUCUGGCUGACUUGUGACCUCUACGUGUUCAUAAACCCACUGAAAUAUAUAACUUGUUGUUUAUAUUAAAUAUGCACCCAAGCAUGAUUAGAUAAACAUUGAAAGUAUAUUUUAAUUUUAACCAUCAGUGGAAGUAUAUGGGGUGAUUUAAGUCGUUCAUAUUAGUUUAUUUUUAUCAGGUGUUCCUCUUUGUCCAUAGUGAAAUACAAUACAGAGAUUAUAGCCUAUGGCUUGACAGGAUAUCUUAUAGUUGGUAACAGGACUAAAUUAAAAGGAACAAAAGGAAAAAAAAAUAAAUGAGGAUGUCUAAUUUUAAGAUAAAGAAAGAAAAUUCACUCACUCUUCCAGGAUAGCAUCAGAGACAACGUUAGAACCAAGAGUCUCAAAACCUUGCCUUGGAUGGUUUGCGUGAUGCUAUGAUUAAAGAAAAGGGGGUGGGGAACUAAGAGAGGAAGCCAAAGAGAAAUAAUUCAGUACCUAACAGCAAUAUUCAGAUAUUUUAUUAAAGAAAAGGAGGUUUUGACCUUGCUGGUGAAUAAAGGUGAUCCGAAACAUUUGCCAGAUACAAUUAAGGCCAUAAGGCAAUAAUUACAAAAGUCAAGGAGCCCUUGCCAUCUCCAAAGCAUCAUGUGCGGAUGCAGGAACCAUUAUUAAGAUCAUGGGUAGUCAAGGAGAAAGCAGAUACAAUAAAGCUGUACCCAGCAAUACAAAGGGACAUACAAGUGGGUGUUGAACUUAGGGAAAAAGGCUCCCCAUGACCUCAAGAAACGUUUCUGGAUCUGAGAUAUCCAUUAGCACAUUUAGAAGGUACCUAUUUCCAUUAUUGUGAAGGAGUUGUAAAUGAAAUAAACAACUUUAAAUAAUACCUCCCUUGGUCAAACUGGAUCAAGUAUUCCCUGAUGGAAUUCAUUCAUCAUCAUUCAAACAGAAUGGUUUGCAACUCAACCUGCCUAGUGUGGGGUCUGGAAUUCCCACCACAGUCACUGUGCCUUAAGCACUGUUGCAGCAGAAGGACUUGAAGUAACACAUGAAUAUAUAAUGCCAAUUUGCAUGUCAGCAUGGAUUGUUGAAAUUGAAGUUAGUUAAUUGUCACAUUGUAACAGGAAAAGAAUCCAAGUUUUGGAGCUGGGUGGAACUGAGCUUUCAUCUUCUUUCUCUGCUACUUAACUAUGUUAUCCUGAACAAGAUACUCAACCUCCAUGAGACACAGUGACCAUGUAAAAUAUAUAUAUAAAAUGCCUGGCAAGCAUCUGACUCAUGUAGGUACCCAAAAUUUGAUCACUUUCACUUUCUUUUGCUUCCUUGGAAGUUUAAAACAAAAUUCUGAGGUAAGUUUCAAUUAAAGUGGGUCAGGCAGACUGAUUCCAGCAAGGUCAAAGCAUCUCCUUUUCUUUAAUAAAAUAUCUGAAUAUCUGAACAAGAAACAACUUCUGUUUUUCAAGGUUGAAAUGAUGAAUUAUUGAACUUUCAUUGCUGUUUGUUUUCUCUCUUACCUCCUAACUACUACAUAUAAAUGAGAUAUCUUGGUUUCCCACUGAUAUCUCAAAUUCAGUGUUUCCCAAAUAAAACAUAAUCUUUUCCAAUAAAAAAGCUCUUUCUCAUAAGUUCUCCAUGGCUAUUAAUGGACCAACAGUCUUUCAGUUCUCUACCAUAUCCAAACAUAAGUUAAAAUAGAG